Haemonchus placei is the source of this 689-nucleotide messenger RNA. NCBI's taxonomy places the organism in Eukaryota, Metazoa, Nematoda, Chromadorea, Rhabditida, Trichostrongylidae. The record is from the annotation of a GenBank genome assembly.
UUAGAACAGUCCCGUGACGACUUCUGAUUCUAUGCCACAAUGGUUUACCCCACGUACGAUACGGAAAUAUCCGUCUUCUCCCCAGUCAGUGUUCCACGAGUUCGCAACCGUCCAGUAUUUCGUCCCAUUUUCGAUUCCCCAUCCAAGGAUUUUCACCGAAUGUGCACCCUGCUUUUUGCCAGCCGUGUGAACGUAAAUCCCUCUUUUGUAGUAAGCGAAGUCUUCAUAGACUGUAAACGACGCUUGAACUGGUCCCAAUUCCAUGAUAUCAGCCCGGAUGACAAGUUCAUCAUCCAGCACCCAGUAUGCUAAUCUUGCCCUUAUCUUGUCGGCUUCAUAGCGUUUUCCGUACCCAUACUGGCAGUACUUUCGGCAUACUGGUGUCUUAUACACAUGCUUUGGACAUUCGCCAUAAUAUUUCUGGCCUUGAUGAAAUCCGCAUGGAUGGAAAACGUACGGCAUACAGACUCCCUCCUCCUGGUAUCUUCCACCAGUGCACACACCUACAAUUUGAGCGUGGGCCCAUGCUCGAGUGCCAUAACCACCUUGACACCCAAUUCCACAGAAUCUUCCACAGCAUGCGAGAAAAUCGGUGUCCGAUAUCAAUGUUUUAUUUUUACCUCCUGACUGAACGCAAAUACGAUCGGACAUGGUUGCCGCAGCAGCGACAGCCCAGCAUGAGCCUGUAA